Messenger RNA from Cladocopium goreaui, 3240 nucleotides. The record is from the annotation of a GenBank genome assembly. NCBI's taxonomy places the organism in Eukaryota, Dinophyceae, Suessiales, Symbiodiniaceae.
AUGUCCGUUCCUCGAGGGUGGUUCUUUGCACCAGAGGAAGUGGGACUCCUAGUUGUACGAACAGGUCGACGCUGGAAACUGUGGAGAGAACGUGACGCAAGUGUGGAGCUCUCCCACACUGAUGAUGAAGAAACCUACUCAGCUAUUUGCUGGGCCGCAGCCGACUCACAUGCAUUCAAGGGCCACUGCGUGGUGGUCGGCUGCACCAGCGGUCGGGUACAAGUCUGGGAUUGUUCCAGUGGCGAGAAUAUGUCUACAGCACAGGCUUUCCAUUCUUUGGCGCGUGGUGUGGACUGCAGUGUCUCUGCCUUGGUUUUCCUGAAGAGUCGGACCAGUAUCUUCGCAGCUUGCAACGGACUUCCAGAGAUUUUGGAAAUUGGGCUGACGGAUGGGCUGACGAGAAGCUCCCUUAGAAGUGGCAAGAGUGGUGUGACUACUCUGGCAGCUGCAUCAGCAUCUGCCGAUUGGUUGGUAUCUGCCGGAGUGACGUCUCCUUUGAAAGUCUGGUGCUUGCCAGCUGCUGGUGCUGACUUGGGGAACCUCAAGAAGGCGAAUCAGAGAUUGAAAGGUCCAGGAAGCACGCCGACUUCUCUGGAUUUGCACUCUUCGGGUGGGACGAUCUAUGUUCUUUGUGCCGAUGGUACAACACAGGUUGAAUUUUAUCACGUCGGCCCUGAUGACAGUGGACAGGGCACUCAAGCAUCUACACGGGUCCUCUCUUGCCAUGAACGCAUUCAUCGAGUUUGGUUUGGGAAGCAGUCAGCAGGUGACGAUUUUGUGGCUCUUGGCUACGGUGACUCUGUCGUUGCCUGCUGGAACUUUGUUGCGAGCGCCAACGCUACGAUGCGAACAGUGACACCGACGUUUGCAGUCUCAAGACCUGAGUUUGAUGGACCGGUCAUUUGCAUGCGAGGUACCAGGUCAUCCGACCUGGUGGUGGCAUGUGGAGCUCCAGCGCAGCCACGUUUCUACCGUGUAUCUCCCCCGAAAUCUAAGAAGGCUUCAGCGCUCAUAGAAUCCUUGACACCUGCAGUUUCCUUGGAGAGCGACAAGGUUGAGAAGAAGCGCACUGCUGCUCCCACUGCUGUUCCUGAGACUGUCUCGCGCAAGCGGCCGAAGUCAAAUGAUGUGAAGGAGUCAACACGGCCAAAGCAGCCUCUUCCUGCAAGUCGUUCAGAGCUUGAAGGCAGCCAGUUGUCCUUAGCACCAAUGCUAAGACAGCACCUGCGAUCCAAGGACAGCAGUGCAUUGGACAAGUCUUUGGUGCUGAAAGAUCGAGCUGUCAUGGACACGUCCGCUGCAGAGCUUUCUGGUGUGGAGGCCUUUGAUUUGCUCCACGAGUGCGCAAAACGUGUUAUGGAAAGUCCUGCGCAGACCGCAGUAUACUGUGCAUGGAUCCAGCGAAUCGUGCUCCAUCAUGGGACGUUCCUCCGCUCGCAUCCCACACUGGCAGAUAGUCUGAGGCAAUUCUACGAAUCGGCACAGUACCGGUGUACAACCUAUCGUCAUAUGCGGCGAAUGCAUGGACGGAUUCGGCACCUGCUCGUGUCUGGAAAGAAGAUUAUGGACAGCGAGUCCACGGAAAUCACAAAGCCUUUGUUGGAAUAUGUCGAAGGUGAUGAAGAUUUUGAUGAUGCAGAUGAUGAGGAAGAGAAGGAGAACGAUGACGAGGAUGAUGAUGGUGAUAGUGGAGAUGAUGAGGACAUUGAUUUCGACGAUGCCUUCGACGAUAUGUCUGAUGAGAGCUUGGCAAUUGCGGCCAUGGGCAACGUGGAUACCGUGGUCUCUGGCAUAUCUGGUGCACCGAAAUUUGGCCCGGAGGGAAAUCCUGGCUGCUGGGGUGGCGACUUCAACUUCGAGCGCUGUUGCAUUGAUGCCAAUGAGCCAAAGCCAGAUCCGCUGGUCACCGAAGUGACUGCGUAUCCAGACUGCAUGGUACGAGGAGUUGUACUGCGGCAUGAAGGUGAACAUGCAAUCUUUGCAGACCUCUCCCUCUUUGGGCAUGCAGGAUGUUUCUUAAACGAUUGUAAGCUGACGGACAAGUUUGAAGCCGUGGACCCUGGAAUUUGCGCGCGGGCAUGCGCGGCCACCGAAGCGUGCACACACUGGAGCUAUGGGCAGCAGUAUGGCACCAAGAAGUGCUUCCUCCGGAAGUCUGACGGAGGCCGAGCAUCUCUAGCACAUUGGACCUCUGGCGUAAAGGCCUGCGUGCCCCCAGCCUUGCCCCCAGCAGCGGUGGCGUUGCGCGCUGGGACCUGCGAAGGACUGAAAAAGUGUGAUGCAGGAAAAGGAGAUGAGUGUCCAAAUGUGGUAGCUGCAGCAAACACUUGGAUCUUUGCCAUCAAUCACAUGAAACGUGCCUUUCGUGGCAGAGUGGAUGCGGAUACCUGGAACCACAUUGAGCGCAUUGGCAAAGAGUCAGAGAACUUUCUGAAUCAACUUACUUCACCAUACCGACCCAGUGACAAAGACUUUCCACGUGUAGUCUACAACAACAGGUUGAUCUUCUCACACUUGGAAGAUGCACUGGCUUCGCAACCACAAGUGACCUUCUCUAGUGAGGAUGCUUCGCUGCCGAAUCCGCUGCGCUUUGGCAGCCUCUGUGGAAACAUCUCUUGCUACGACGGUGAAGCCAUGGAGGGCUCUGCCAGCCCAGUCUCUCCGGUCUCAGCUGCGGUAACUGCGCUGGAGCGUGCAGCCCGUCUCUCAGAUGAGGCCAUUGCUGCGCAGCUCCAGCAGUUCUUGGACCGAUGGCAUUUCCAGGUCAUGACCUCCUCCAUGGGACAAAGUUGGAAUCGCCUGGAGGUGGUAAGAUCUGCAGUGCAAAUGCUGGCCUACGGCGGUGUCCCAUUGACUGAAGCCGAAAUCAUUAAGUUGCCGCGCAUGGAGGAGGAAUAUAUGAUUGACUACAUUGUGGACAAGAUGGACGAGUCUGUACGAGAGAGGUUUGAUGAGAUAACAGAAGACUAUGCUGAGCUGAUUGCAGCGACGUGCAAGAUUAGAUCUGUGUUGGACCUGCGCAGCGAGCAGGAGAUCAUGGAUUUGAUCGAGACCGACUCCUCCGAGAUGUGCCAGCAAGUUCUCAAGCAAGCUGUGCUGACCGCUGGGGGGAAGGUAGCUCACUUGCACAGAUGUCAAAAUACGUGGGUCAACAAUAUGGAGACUCGUUUAGAUCGACUAACGCGAGCCGCAGAGAUUGCUGAAGCAGCGCAGAAGCAAUUCCUGAUUGUUGAGGCAUGA